Molecule: messenger RNA, 10284 nt
Organism: Crotalus tigris (Tiger rattlesnake)
Lineage: Eukaryota; Metazoa; Chordata; Lepidosauria; Squamata; Viperidae
Gene: FGD4
Product: FYVE, RhoGEF and PH domain containing 4
Exons: 17
Coding region: 363-3080 (905 amino acids)
Biological process (GO): cytoskeleton organization; filopodium assembly
Cellular component (GO): cytoplasm
Molecular function (GO): zinc ion binding; guanyl-nucleotide exchange factor activity
Source: RefSeq, a predicted model, not a curated record
AGAUCUCCUGGAGCGCUUAGAACAUGCGCGCAGCUUCCGUGACGGUCAGGUAACCCUAACCAGGUACGCGCGUACCUUUGGCGCAGGCGGGGACUCCGAAGCGCCCGCCCCGCUUCCUCCACCCGCUGGGAGGGCGGGGUCUCUCUCUGGGGCAGAGACGCGCAGCGCAAGGAGACUUCGCGGCCGACCGACACCAGGCGGGGCAAGGAGGCGGCUGCGAGUCUUGGAGGGUUAAGGCGAACUCCGUCAGCCGGCCAAGCGCGCGUUGGUGGGCGCCGGUAGGAUGCGCUCCGGGUAGGGGCCGAGGAAAGGGCAGUUUCGACACGGCACCCCAUGUUGGCUUGUUGAGGAGGGAAGGCAAGAUGAACGGGGCCGAAAGCAUCAAUUUCAGGCGGAUGGCCAUCCGUAGGAAAUCCAGCCCCAGCUUGCACAGCUCGGCCUUCGUCUUCCAGAGCCCCGCCACCGCUUCGCUUCAGUCCCCCACGGCGCUCCCGAGGGGAGUGGGACCGGCGGCGGCGGCGGCGGCGGCGCCAACAGCAGCAGGUGGCAGUACGUGUCCAAAGAUCUUAGUUACUCCAACCUACUCUUUAAACAGUACGACUAGGCUGUACAAGCCAAGCAUCUGCAAUGAAGUGGUUCAAGGAGUAAAUGGAAACGAUCCAGUUAAGUAUUCUCCGUGGCCAGCUUCAAACUCAAAGCCACAAGUGCCUCCAAAGCCAUUACAUCUGCAGAAUUCACAGUCAUCCAUUACCCACCAAACCCCUAAGUCUAAAGCUUUGUAUACCACGAAGCCAAGAAUGGAGGAAAUUACACCUAUCUCUUCUUGUGUCUCGAAAGAAAAAUCUAGUAAAGUGUCUGAUCUCAUCAGUCAUUUUGAAGGAGGCAGCACAUCCUUUCCCAAUGAACUGAAGAAAGACUCUUCUGUUUUAAAUGUUGGUAAACCUCAAGGAAAGUAUGGACCAGGGCCAUCACCUCAGCCAAAAUUCCUCACCCAGCAUCCCCUACACGAGCAGGGAAAGAGUAGAGAUUGGUCUCAGGAUGUACAGAAUCACACAGCCAAUGGCAUAAUAGCACAGAAUCAGUGGGACUGCCAAGACAAGGGGUCUGCCUACCGUGCCUGCAGAAACAUUCAAAAUGACUGUGAUGCAGUUGAUAGCAGUUUGGUAAAUGGAGAAAGAGGGAACACUAGUACGGACUCAUUGCCAACCACAGCAGCUUGCAAGGGGCAGAAGAUCAAGAGCUAUCACUGGGCUUCAAGUGCAAAUUCAUUUCCAUCUGUAAAAGAAGCUGGAGAGAUGAUUGCCAAUAAGGAAGAGAAGCGGGUUGAGCAAGGCAGUCAGCGAGACCCUAACACAGAGACAAAGGAAACAAAUGAAGAGAAAUGUUACAAAAUUGUCAAUGAGCUUUUGCACACUGAAAGAGCUUAUGUGAGUAGACUUGCUCUCUUGGAUCAGGUCUUUUAUAGCAAACUAAUGGAUGAAGCUAGCAGGGGAUCAUUUCCAGCUGAAGUCGUUAAUAAAAUAUUUUCCAAUAUUUCAUCCAUAAAUCAGUUCCAUAGUCAGUUCUUGCUACCUGAUCUUGAGAAAAGAAUGCAAGAAUGGGACACCAAUCCCAGGAUCAGUGAUAUUCUGCAGAAACUGGCUCCUUUUCUCAAGAUGUAUGGAGAGUAUGUGAAGAAUUUUGACAAUGCAAUGGAGCUGGUAAAAACGUGGACUGAGAGAUCUCCUUGUUUCAAAUCUAUUAUUCAAGAUAUUCAGAAACAGAAAGCUUGUGGAAAUCUGACUUUGCAACAUCACAUGCUAGAACCUGUACAACGAAUUCCAAGAUACGAGAUGCUGUUGAAGGAUUAUUUGAGAAAAUUGCCUGCAGAUUCUCUUGAUUGGAAAGAUGCUGAAAAGUCCUUGGAAAUUAUAUCCACAGCUGCAAGUCACUCUAAUAGUGCCAUUCGGAAAAUGGAAAAUUUGAAGAAGUUACUAGAAGUGUAUGAAAUGUUAGGGGAAGAAGAAGAUAUUGUCAACCCUUCAAAUGAACUGAUAAAAGAAGGGCAAAUACUUAAGCUUGCUGCUCGUAACACAUCAGCUCAAGAAAGAUAUCUCUUCUUAUUCAAUAACAUGUUGCUGUACUGUGUACCAAAAUUCAGCUUAGUGGGAUCUAAGUUUACAGUCCGGACAAGAGUAGGCAUUGAUGGUAUGAAGAUUGUAGAAACCCACAAUGAAGAAUACCCACACACUUUCCAAGUGUCUGGGAAAGAACGAACUUUAGAGUUGCAGGCCAGCUCUGAGCAAGACAAAGAAGAAUGGAUAAAGACUCUUCAGAGUACUAUAGAUGCUUUUCAGCAAAGAAAUGAAACAUUCAGAAAUGCAAUUGCAAAAGAAUACGAUGACAUGCCUAUUGAAGUUUCUACUGCUGAGCUCGGGAAGAGAGCCCCAAGAUGGAUCCGAGACAAUGAAGUGACUAUGUGUAUGAAAUGCAAAGAGCCAUUUAAUGCACUAACAAGGAGGAGACAUCAUUGCCGAGCUUGUGGGCAUGUGGUUUGCUGGAAAUGUUCUGAUUAUAAAGCUCAUCUUGAGUAUGAUGGCAAUAAACUGAACAAAGUCUGUAAAGAUUGCUACCACAUUAUAACAGGGUGCACUGAUAGUGAAGAAAAGAAAAAAAGAGGAAUCUUGGAGAUUGAAUCAGCAGAAGUGUCAGGGAAUAGUGUGAUAUGUAGUUUUCUACAGUAUUUGGAAAAAUCGAAAACAUGGCAAAAGGCUUGGUGUGUGAUACCUAAACAUGAAGCCCUUGUUUUAUAUAUGUAUGGCGCUCCACAGGAUGUCAAAGCCUUGGCUACUAUUCCACUUUUGGGCUACACAGUAGAUGACACCCCAAGAAGUGCUGACCUCCCUCACAGUUUCAAAUUGACUCAGUCUAAGUCUGUGCACAGUUUUGCAGCAGAUAAUGAAGAGCUGAAACAGAAGUGGUUGAAAAUCAUCUAUAUGGCUGUUAAAGGUGAAACACCAGAUUGCUGCAAUGAUUCACAAAUCAGUUUGGAGGAUCAGCAUGAAAGCACUGCAAAACUGGAAUCCGCCAAUGGUCUGUAAAACUGUAUUUCUCCCAUUCAUAUUGGGGUUGACACUACUUCCUAAAACAAAUUUGAAAAUACGCCAGCCUUUCUGCCAUGGUUCUUAGCACUUUAUGUUGGAAAAGAACAAAAAAGUCCAUAUCAUUUUAGACGAAUUGUCCUUAUGUUUAUGUUAUGUCAAUAAAAUUAAUGUACAGAAGCAUUCCACAUUUUCUUUUUAUUCAAUUAAUGUCUUAGCCAAAAAGUCAUCAAUAUUACCCUAAUGCUGUUAUUUCCAAGAUUGUUAUCAUACAACAUAAUACUGUUAGGGAUGAUACAGCUUUUUCAUAAUGAAGUUGAUCACUUGGUAAUUUUCUAUGAAUCAUACAUGUGUGUUUUUAGAUAUACCUCCACAUUGCCAAAUAGAUGUGUAGUGAAAUUUAAAGUUAGAUUAGCUUAUUGUAUUUAAAUUCUCGCACUAUUUACACUAAUGUGUAUAUAAAAACUAUACGUUUUUGUUUGUGAACCAAACAAUAUUCAGAGUAUCUAAACAUUUCAAACGAUCUAUUUAAAAAAUUAAUUCUUUCCUGUUAAAACUUUUUUAUUGAACAAUAAGAACAUUAUAUACUGUUUGCAGGGUAUGUUUUUACAGGAAAAUGUACUAUAAUCAAUUUUGAUUUAUCUUCAUGAUACUAAAUUUAUGCUUGCCUAUGAUUUUUAAAAAUGAAGCAUGCAUCCUCUAGAAUUUAAGCAAAAAAUUCUACAUUUAAGAGACAAUUGGUGGUUUGUUUAUAUAGAAUAAUAUUGGUAUUUUUAUACAUUAAUACAGAACUGGAAAAAGUAGUAAAGGCAUGUACUGGAUGUAUAGAUUCUAGCUUUGAUUUGAAAAGCGUAACUUCUCAGUUCUGUUACCUUUGGAAAGUGGUCCUACAUUUCUAAAAUUAUAAAUGCUUUAGUAAUUAUCAGCUUAAUCUUAAACAAUGUCUUGUGAUAUCUCUUUUCCCUUUAUAUUAGAAUAUAAUACAGAGAUCUAAAUAUUAUGAAUCAGUUCAGACUUUGCACCAAAUCAUGAUUAAAGAAAAUUAAAUAUAUGUUGAGUUCAUACAUUACACUAAGCCAUAAAGUAGCUUGUUUGGCUUACGUGAUAUGUAAAGCCAACUGUAAACCAUGAUUUAUGGCUUAAGAUUAUGUGUGAACAGGGUUAUUUACUCAAGAAACUAUGAUUAAAACUAACCAUAUGUUAACAGUUACAGUCUUAACAUGAUGCCCAAAUGGAGAAAUUUGUUUGCAGCUGACCAGCAAAGAUUCAGUCAAAUCAUGCUUUGUGCAACGAAAGGUCUCACUUGACAUUUUAAAUUAACAAAUCAUAAUUAAACCAUUAGUCUUCAUUCAAAGACUAGUGUGUUGAAGAAUUGAUGAAUAUGCAUCUUUAUGUUUUAUACCUGCAUCAGUGGCAUGGGUUCUAGUAUAAUUAACAACAUCUUAUGUGAUAAGAUAUUUGAACUGACCACUUAUAACUCCUCAUGAAACUAUACACAUGUUGCCGCAGUUAAUGUCACUGCCUGUGUGUCCCAAAACCAUGAACAUGGGAAGCAGAUUGAUUAAUAUCCGCCACACUUACUAUGCACGGUCAUGCAUUUUGUAGCAUAACAGAACAUGAUUUUAAAGUUGUGCGAAAAGUAUACAUUUCUGUAAAACUGGGAAAUGUGUGUUUAUACUUUCCUUUAAAAACUUUCUUAAAGAAGUACAAUCUUAUGCUGGAAUUUCCCAUUUCUUUUUGCACUUUCCUGUAAGUGUGCUUUUUUCAGAUCAACUGAAUGUUGAUCGACUGGUUGAGACAAGAAUUGACUAACCAGCUUGUCUCCUGAGCCUCAUAUUUUGAGUUGAAAGAGAGUAAGUGGCCCGAAGUCACCCAGCCAACUUUCAUGGCUAAGGCGGGACUAGAACUCACAGUUUUCUGGUUUCUAGCCUUGUGCCUUAUAUUCAGUAGACCAAACUGACUCUCACAUCUUAUGCUGUAUCUUAUACUUUUUGUUUGGGAGUUAGCUUUAUUUAAUUCAGUUGGAAUUACUUUCUAAGUAAAGAUGCAUAGAAUUGUACUGCUGAUUAAGCUAAUAUAUAAUAAUGUUAUUAUUAUAUGUUACUAAUAGUUCAGAACAUUUAUCUUUCAUUGCCGGAGUGGUAUGCAUGCAACAAUCAUAAGCCAGUACUGUGGGGAGUUAAAACUACAGGUUAAACAUCCACUGUCUAGCUGGAAAAAGACAUAAUUAGUUGAAAUUUUCUACAUUUUUAAAUAAGUAAUAUUACAUAGGAAAAUUACGAUCAAAAAUUUUAUAUGAAGAUGUAUUUCUACAUUCCAUUUAAUUGUUCGAUUCCUUUUGCUAAGCAGUUAGUGUGUAAGGUACCAUAAUAGCUAUAACAUAGGUGUGGAAAGCCAUUCAGCAUCUUCUCCAGCAUCUUCAGAUUACAACCAGUCAAAUUUUGAAAUCUGGUGGCCCAGAUGCUGAUUGGUAACAAUGCUGUUCCUUUCUCCCACAAACAGUUUGGGAAAACAAAAGGCACAAAGUGGAUACAAACUUUAAACUAUUCUCUUUAUCCUUUAACUUAAAUCUAAUUUGAGUCAAACACAACUUGUGGUGAUCUUAAACUGUUGCUAGCAAAACUUUAGAUGAUCAUGUCUGUAAAUUGCCAUUUUUCAAUUUUUCUUGAGGCUAAUUUAUAGCUUCUGUUUAUUACUUGGGGGUUUUCCAAGUACUCUUAGCUUCUAAGGCCAAGCAAGGUCAGCCAAAUGCUUAAUCCCUCUCUCUAAAAGUAGUCUAAAAAUGUCUCCUUAGGGUCAUGUUAUAUCCUUGUAGAUAGGAUUUGCUCUAAUAUGACGCUUGCUCUAAUAAAUAAAAACAGGGUUUGCUUUAAUGUAGAUUAAAGGUAAAAUUAAAUGUAGAAUUCAAGCAUAUAUCACAGGAUUCUCCCUCUGCCAGGGCCUAUCUUUCUACGUGUGGUAUAUAAUUAUUAAACUAUUUCACUGUUUGUUAAAUUUAAAUUUACUGAUAAAGAAUUAAAGGGAGACUAGUAUAGGAUUUGAUGAUCCUUGGUUUUACAAUAUGCCCAAUACCAGAGCUGAGAGAUUUUGCAGGUCUGGGACAAUCACAUAAAAGUUAGUUUUUUAGUGAAGCUAGUGGUUUAUAUUCAGUUUCUAGUUUGCAUGGUUUAGAAAUGUUGAAAAUAUAAUCAAACCUUAAGCAAAUGACAGAAAGAAAAUUACAUUUCAACUCUUACAACUUCUGAGCCUUUGGGGAUUGUCCAAAGUUUUGAGUUCAUCGUAAUUUUCCUGUUGCCUCUGAAUGGAAUUGUCCACCACACAUUAAUUCAAAUGUGCAAGGACAUUCAGAACUUCGUAUCUUCUAAAGAAUAUUCAUCAAUGUUAAUGUUGCUUAUUAAGAUAAAAUUGGUUUCCCAACAGAUAAUAUGUUGACCCAGUGUCUAUGAGGAUUCUCAAUCAUCCAGGUCAUGGUUGCCCCAAAGGUAACUGGUUUUUUUUGGUUUUUCCUUGAAAACAUCUUGCUUCUCAUCCAAGAAGCAUCAUCAUUUCUGAAGAAUGGAUGAGAAAUGAAACAUUUUCAAAGAAAAACCAAGAAAGUCCAGUUGUCUUUUGAAAAGCACCUUUGGGACAUGUUGACCCCAAUAUGCUUUUCUUCUGCAAAGAAAGUUUUUUUAAUAUAUGACUUAACAUUUACAGUUAUUUGACAAUGGGUUUUAUACAGAGCAAAAUGUUCACUUACAUAUAUAAAUAUUCUUUGUUGUAAAAUAAAGAGUUAAUCAUUGGUAACCCUUUGCAAACUAGCUAUGUAUUCCCCCUUGCUUUGAAAUAUUUUCUUGAUAGAAAAUGUGUAAAACACAAAGCAAUUCUAUCAUGAGUUAAGUGCAAAUGUUAAAAAGAUCUCAAUUACAAAGCUAGUGGCUGUCAUUGUUUGAACUCAAUCUGUUAUUUGCAUGUAGCAACUUCAUUCUAUAUGUACUUAUCUCAGAAAAUCAACCUGGAGGGUGAACUUUGGGCUUCUAGUUAUCGUUCAGGAAAUAGUGUAUCCUGCCUUUUGGGAAUCAUAUUUGAAAGCAGGCUUUCUUAUAUUAUAUUAAGAUAAAUAAUCUUUUAGAAUUCACAUUGAUCUCAGUUAUGCAGCAUACUACCUCAUAUGGGCUCCAUUUGAACCCUUGAGGAGUGGAUAAGGGAGAGAUUUCCUUUAACCUCCCCCUCACAGAUUAAUAAUAAAAAGCACAUGAUUAGCACUUAGGAGAGAGUAAAGACUGUGUAGGCUUCAAAAAUGAUGUACAAGAAGUGCUUCAGAACUCAGAUGGGACAGUGGUGUCUUGAUAUUACUAAAAAAAUACCCCAACUUUUUUCAAGCUUCUCAUGAGCUUGAAAAAGAUGUGCUGCUGCUUUAAGAGUCUCCUUAGCCUUAACCAUGCUGGCUAGGGAAUUCUGGGAGUUGAAGUCCACAUAACUUCAAAUUUCUAAAGUUGAGGUACACCUUAAGGCAGGGGUGUCAAACUGCCAGCCCAUUGGCUGGUUGCAUCAUACAAAGGCCGUGCCCACCCCAGCUCCGGAUUCCUUAAAGGAGCACCACCCUUUUUUUUUUAUGUUCAGGGUGAAUGCUGUAAAGUCAGUCUAUUUUAAUCAGAAGCUGAGAAAUAGUGCAUUUCUUCAAAAUAAUUUUCAAAGCGUGCAUUGCCCUAAUAGAGAGCACUUUCAGGAUGUUGCGCCUCCUAAGCACACUCUCAUAGAAAAAAGUUCGAAAUAAAUCAAUGAGAUGUAUAGUACUUGAAUGUUAUUACAAUGUGAUUGAAGUUGUUAGAUUCUAAUGUAAAGCACAACUAAUGGUGAUUUGAAAUGAAGAUAAGAUAAACCUAUAAUCUAAUUUUUGUAGUUUAAUCUGACUCCAAAAUCUUUUCAAUUGUGUUUUUCCAUCGGAAGUAUUUGGAAAGAUAUGAAGAGAGAUAAUAUUGAUAUUACAAACUAAUUGUACAAUCCCUUCCUUUUUCUUAUCUGCUAAAUUUUAAUUUCUCCAUUUCUAUUUCAUUCUGCAUAGUAUUGCUUUCCCUGAAAAUAAUGUACAUAUGUAGGUAAGCAUUUAGAAAAUGAUGAUAAUCCUGUGCUUUUUUUCUCAACAAUCCCACAGGAUAAGAAUUAUUUUACCCUAAGUAGGUUUAAAGAUAUUGUAUCCCUGGGGACAAUUGGAUUUUGUAUUUAUUUUUGUUGGACGUAUUUUGUUCCUGAAUACGUUGCUGUUUCUUCAGAUGGAAUCUGUGUUUGGUUUCUUCAGUUCAGUCAGCUUGCAGCAGGACUUAUGAAUGCAGGGGUGGGUCUGUAUGUGUAUAAGCUAAGGCAGGGGUCUCCAAACUUUGCAACUUUAAGACUUGUGGAAUUCUGGGAGUUGAAGUCCACAAGUCUUUAACGUUACUGAGUUUGGAGGCCCCUAAGCUAAGGGUUAUCUUUUUGGGACCAAUAAACCCCAGUGAUUUUUCCUUGGCUUUAAGUAAUAUAAUAGUCAGAAUAUCCUGUUUUUAAAUUAAAGUGUGUGUUAGCAGAAAAAACAAUUUUCUCUGAAAUUCAGUAGUUAAACUAUUUUGGCUUAAGCUGGCUGAGGAAUUCUGGGAGUUGAAGUCCACAAGUCUUAAAGUGGUCAGGUUGAGGACCCCUGGCUUAAAAGCACACGUAUAACUUCCUUCUUUAUAACCUUUUCCAGAUUAAAGCUCUUUUUAAAUAGGAUGGUAAAAAGUUUAAGUUCGUAUUAAUUGCCUGUAAAGUUUCUGGGAACUUGAUUUGGGUGCUUUUGCAGAUUUGAGUUAGUGCUCUUUCUGUGAAAUUCCCAAAUCUUUCAUUUUUAUUGAAUGAUGUAAAUUCUGAUAUGCCUGGUAUUUAAAUGGGUAAUCAUUAUAAUUCACUGUGCACCUUAAUCAACAGCUGAAAGGGCUAUUUUUAAUGUCCCUUCACUUUCAGUUGUUAAGCAUUUCAUUGACGUGCUGCGAAUUGCAAUUGAAGACCUAGCAGAAAUUCCUCUUAAUCCAGGAACUGAUAUCUGUCUUAAUGGCAGGUCUGGAUGCUGGAAGAAGGAUUAGAAAUAAUUAUAGUUAAUGUCUGUAACAUUGCUCAACAAGGCUAGUGAAGAAGGGAAGAGAUCUUGUUCCAUGGAGUGACAUUAAUAGCUGAGUCUGGCUCCCAGUUUACUAAUUAUUUAGCAAGAAAACUUGUUUUUGCAUAGGCCAAUUACAGAAUUUAGCAUGAAUUCCUGACUGCUUUUAUGUCAGCUACUCUGAUGUUUACUAAAUAAUUCUUGUUGCAUAAUAAAAGGAAGAAAGCCCAAUAUGAAUUUAUUUCAGUGAAUGGAUCCCAUAGUAGAAUGUAAUAGGUUACCAACAAUUCUGAAUAUUUCUACUUUCAGCUUUUCCUAUUCCCAGCUAAUACAGUAUAAAGAUUAAAUGGAACAUUUCUGGAACAUUUUAGAUUAUCACAGCUAAUUAUUAAAGAAGAUGAAUGUGCAUGUGAUGUAUGAUGAAGCAUGUUUCUGUAGUGCAUUAUGUAAACAUUUUGCUCCCUGCAUUCAUAGAAAUGUUUCUACUACCUGUUUAUUAUUGCUCAAGUACAAAUGAAUUGCAAGAUAUGUUAAUUUUCUCAUUUCAGUGUGAAUCUAAAGCUGGCUGUCAGAUUGAUUUGACAUAAGUUAAGAUAAAAAUGCUGGACAUCAUCUUGCCAAAGUUAGGUAAAUGACUAUCAAUGAGAAAGCCACUUUGGUUAAGUAAGCCUCACUGAAAAAUAGCUUCUGUGUCACAAAAAAAAAGUAUUUAAGCACAGGGAUACCAAAUGUAAUUAUCACUUUUAAAAGUAGCACUUCUGUUGUUCAUAUUCUUGGAUGUAAAUAAAUGAAAUGGUCUGUAAUGCAGUGCUUUUUUUUUAUAGUUUUAGCACUAUUGACUUCUUAGUCUUGACCUUUAAACAAAGUUGUGAUCUUAGUGGCACUGUGUUCGAAAUUUUAAUAAUUAUAGUUUUGAUAGAUUUGUAGUUUACCACAUUGCAUGCACUAUUCCUUUUCCCAUUCUGGAAUAACUCCUUUCAGGACAAAGCUUGAUUUAUGCUAAUAUUAAAGAAUUAAAUAAACUGGAAAAUGAGUAACCAAAGCAAAUAAUUGGUUUGCCUAUAGAACAGACUGCAGUUCUGUCUCAAAAAAAAAAAAAAAAAAAUUCUCAAAAAA